Molecule: messenger RNA, 1872 nt
Organism: Hansenula anomala
Lineage: Eukaryota; Fungi; Ascomycota; Saccharomycetes; Phaffomycetales; Wickerhamomycetaceae
Gene: TFC8
Product: transcription factor TFIIIC subunit TFC8
Exons: 1
Coding region: 1-1755 (584 amino acids)
Source: RefSeq, a predicted model, not a curated record
AUGCUAUCAGAUGCUACUGUCCAGAGGGUAGAUCUCCAGGGAUACUCCGAGAGCAUUCGCUGGUCGGAUGAUGGUUCCUUAGCUGUCAAUACUACUGGCUCCUUGACAAUUCUCAAACCAAGAUACCAGAGUGGUGCUUUGAAAUCAGCCAAUGAAUUGUUUGAGAUAGAAAAGCUUGAAAUAGAAAGCUGGCCAAGAAAUGGGCUAUAUAAGAAUCAACCAGCUGAUGAAGUGGUUUCAACAAAUUUCUCGAGCACCGAUGAUUUUGUAACGAAAUUGUUAUGGUCGCCAUUAACUCAAAACAGGCAAUCAUUUCUCGCGGUUUUAACAGCUUCUAAAAGUGUUAAUAUUUUGGAAAAUGGUAAAGUUAAGACUAUGAUUGGUGAAUAUGCAACUUUCAAGACUCAAAAAGAAAUGGAUGACGCUGUUACUUAUAGUUUUGUUUGGUAUAAAAAAGAUCAAGAUUUAUAUUUCAUCACAGGACAGGCGUCAGGAAAUUUGAAAUUCUAUAAGUUUGAUGAUGAUGAAUUUAAAUUUUUGCAAGGGAUAUCUUUACCAUCAAGUUCACCAAUAGUCAAAUUAAAAGUGGACUCGGGUGUAUUGGUUGCUGUUAGCGCUGAUAAUGAAAUAAUACAAGUGAAUGACUUAUUGAGUGAAAAGGAUCAAGAAAUCAAGAUUCUUAAAUCAAAAGACAGGUUUUCAGUUUAUGAUAUUUUUUUGACACAAGAAUUUGUUGUUUUCACAAGUCCGGCAAAAUUCCAGAAAAUUGACUUAAAGACAGGUUCCAUAUACGAAGUCAUUACAAACAUCUAUGAUUCAUCUAUAAUUAUACCUAACGGUUCCAGCUUCAUACUGAUUUCCAAUACAACCACUGUCAAAGUUGAUCAAAACUUGAAAGUUCAAGCAGAUGACAAGGUGCACCCGGUCAAAAUCAAACGUCUGAAGCGAUGGAAUUCAAGGAUUGAUAGUUUCAGAUUGAAAAGCAACACAAUCAAAAUCUACGGAGCAGAUUACAAUUUCAGUGGUGAUGUUUUAGCGAUUCUUUAUGAGAUUGAAGAUCAGUCAGGAUUCAAGUACAAAAUUUCCUCAGAGAAUAAAUACAAUAUAGCAUUUCUUUCCCUAGAUAACAAAUUUGAUAAUGUUGGUUCCUCAUUAGCUAUUUAUCAAGAAUUUAUGUUGACUGGUAAGAUCCCACCAACAACGAUUGAAAAUUUAUCAAAACCCACACCGAAAGGACAAGAUUUCAAGGAUUAUCUAAAAUCGAACGUUUUGAAAGAUGCUGAAAUUCUCAAGUUAAUUGCAAAUAACAUCAUAUCAAGAGAUAAAGAUGCUGAAAUAAGAGCUAGAUAUUCUCAACUACUACUUGAAUUUGUGAAACAAAAUGAAGUGCCUCUUGAAAAUUCACUUGAUCGAGUCACUUACAAUUAUAUUGUCAAUGCUGUCAAUGGAAAUUCCAAUGAAGAGUCUCAAGAAUUCAAAGUUGUCACUGAUAUAUUGGAAGAGACUUUUAAAACUGACAAAAACAACAAUCCAGAUGCUCUUGUUUCAGAAUCUGGUCACGCAUGGAAUAGAUGUGCCUUAACAUUCUUACCAAUUGUAUCAACAAAUGUUAAAGUUGAUCCAGUUACACAAAAGAGAAUUAUUGAUAUAUCGAAAGAUGAAUUGAAUGAGUACGGAUAUUUCACAAGGACAAUAUUAGAGACUCUGAAUAAAGUGAGCAUAUACAGUGGUUGUAGGUUUGGAUCAAAACCAUAAUUUUCAAAAGAAUGAUUUUCAAGGGUAUCCAAAAGUUCUAGCUAACAAGGCCAAAAAGAAUGUUGAGAUCAAAAUUUCCACAUUGAUUUUAUUAUAGUCAAAAAGGAUUGAAUAACC